GACUCCCUUGUGGGCCUUGUGGGUGUCAAAGCCGCCCUCGUGACUGCCCAACCGCCGGCCAUAUGGCGUCUUCGGCGGCGGCGCCCGCCGGCGAGGCGUCCACCUCGGAGCCCGCAGCGAAGGGGAAGCCCAUCGUCGUGCGGGUCAAGCGCAAGCCCUCGCAGACCCGCCCGGACGCUUUCUGGCUAGAGAUUAAUGAGAGGCCGGCGAAGAAGGCCAUGCUCGAUUUCUCCAGCCUCUCCAUCUCCGACCCACCCUCCUCUUCCUCCGCCGCCAGUGCUAAAGCUUCAGAGGAACCACGAGUUAAGAAACUUCUUGUCCAGCACAUCGAGACAGUACACCAUUCUGAGGCUGUUGAAGAUGUGUUACACUCACUUUUGCUUGCUGACUUGAAUUCCAAGGAGAUAAAGAGCAAGACAAAGGAGUGGAAUGACAGAAUCAAGCAAGACAAAAAACCAGAGGAGCUACGAUCAGCAGCCAGACAGAGGCAUGAGGAUAUGGGUAGAAAUGCUCGCUUUGCACAAAUAUGGAAGAGUCGAAAAGGAGAAAAUAAUGAUGCUGAUGACUCAUUGAGAGAAAUAUGCCAUCUUUAUGAUGCUGUCCAAGUAGAUCACGAUGACGAGAAGCAUCCAGCAGAACCACGGAUUACCUCUUUCGAAGAGGGUGCUGUUCUAUGCAACUUUCUUCCGCUUAUACGGGAGUACUUGCCAUCAGCUGCAGAGGAAAUUGAGUCAGAUAUAAUUUCACUGGCACAAUCAGAAGAUUCUGAAGUUUAUGAUAUCUAUACUGUCAAGGAGGUGGAUGAUACAAACAUGGAGGCCACGUCAGCAGCUUCAUAUCCAAGGCUACAAGUGGACGAUGGAGAAGAUGAAUGUUACGACGAUGACUAUCCAUAUGACACGGAUGAUUCAAAUGCCGAAGACAAUCCACUUUUUGAUUAUCCCGAUGAAUUGUCCGAGGAUGAGGAUGAUGGUAGCAAUGAUGAGGAUCCUUUUGGAGACGAAGAAGGUUCUGACACUGAGUAUGAGAAGGAAGAAGUAGAAGCGGAAGAGGAUGAAUAAUGAUGACUAGGAAUUGCAAUGGAGCGCGCGAUUGUAGAUGCUGGGGAGACUAGCCUGUGAACUGAAUGUAAUGUUUGACGAUGAGAUAGGUUCGGAGCUGACUGAUGAAUGUCUGUUGCUAAUGCUGAAAAAAAAAGAGAGGAGAAAUGGAGCUGUGUAACAGUUAGCAUUGUACAUCGCGUGCGUCACUUGAAGGAAGAAUUCAAAAAAUAUUUGGAUGUGCUUUCUUA
Messenger RNA from Sorghum bicolor (sorghum), 1291 nucleotides. RefSeq names its product RNA-directed DNA methylation 4. The coding region runs from base 63 to 1061 and encodes 332 amino acids. Lineage: Eukaryota; Viridiplantae; Streptophyta; Magnoliopsida; Poales; Poaceae. The transcript has 10 exons. The record is from RefSeq and is a predicted model, not a curated record.